GGAGGUCAGAGAGCUUUGGGGCCUACAUUAUGGCGGGAGUGGAAGGAGAGCGCUCCUUCCUAUGUGCCCUGAAGCAUUGAGCUACCACGAAGUGCAGGACCCAACGCUUGAGCUCGCCGUUCCCCGAUUCCUUGCAGGGAACUCUUAGCUUAUGGACUUGAUAUGUCUGGUCAGAGAAAAAGGGAUGUGUAGCUGUGCAGCGGAAAAGUUGAACUUCCAGGCCCCUGGCACUGCCUUCCCCACAAUGGCAGACAUGGUGGCUGAGGUGGCUGACAUGGCCGAGAUGUCGACACAGAUGUCACCAGAGGCAAUGGAGAUGUCAAUACCAAUGUUCAGGGAGCUAACAGAGAUGUCAGCAGAGGUGGCUGAGAUGAAACCUGGGGAGGCCCUCUCCUCAUCCCUCUUUUUCCAGCACCACCAAUUCAUGUGCUCUGAGUGUGGCAACCUCUACAACACACUGGAGGAAGUCAUCUCACACCAGGAGCAGCAUGUACCCAUUGUAACAGAGGAGGAGGCACUGACCACCCAGGAUGCUGGCCCGGAGCCAGAGCUAGUGCCAGGUACUGAGGAUGGGCCUUUCCAGUGUGGUGAAUGCAGCCAGCUCAUCCUCUCCCGUGGUGAGCUCCUGGCUCACCAGGACGCCCACCUCCAGGAGUCUGCAAGCCAGAUCCAGUACCAGUGUGGGGACUGCCAGCAGCUGUUCCCCUCACCUGAGUUGUGGGUGGCUCAUCGGAAGGCCCAGCACCUUUCUACUGCAGCAGCUGGACCACCAGUGCCGCCACCUCCCCCUCCCCCAGCACCACCACCUCUACCCCCUGAUCCACCUGGAGUCAAGAUGGAGCCCUACGAGUGUCCUGAGUGCUGUACCCUCUGUGCCACCCCUGAGGAGUUUUUGGAGCAUCAGGGAACCCAUUUUGAUUCCCUAGAAAAAGAGGAAUGCAAUGGCCUAGAGGAAGAUGAAGAGGAUGAAGAAGAUGAUGAAACAGAGGAGGAAGGGUUGGCAGCAGAGGUUGGUGAUGAUGUUAUAGGAGGCGACAAGUCCACAGCCAGCCGGGCCCAGAGCUGUGGGGAUUGUCACCAACACUGGACCUCAUCAGGGGCACGCCGGCAACACCGGCGAGUGUCCCAUGGGCCAGGGUCAACAACCCAUCCCUUCCGCUGCAGCCAGUGCCAGCGCUGCUUCAGCUCAGCAAACCGGCUGCUGGCUCACGGGCGGGCCCAUGUUGGUGGCACACACGAGUGUACCACCUGCUUCAAGGUCUUCAAGAAAGCAGCCUCCCUGGAGCAGCACCUGAGGCUGCACCGUGGGGAAGCCCGCUAUCUCUGUGUGGACUGCGGUCGCGGCUUCAGCACAGAACUCACACUGGUGGCCCACCGGCGGGCCCACACAGCCAACCCAUUACAUCGCUGCCGCUGUGGCAAGACAUUCAGCAAUAUGACCAAGUUUCUCUACCACAGGCGCACCCACGCCGGCAAGAGCGGGGCGCCUCCUGCCACCGCAGCAGCCUCUCUAGCUCCAGCUGAGCCCAUACCCCCACCAGCGUCCCCUACCCCGCCUGCCCAGCUGCCCUGUCCGCAGUGCUCCAAGUCCUUUGCCUCAGCCUCCCGCCUCUCCCGGCACCGCCGCACGGUCCACGGGCCCCCCGAGCGGCGACACUGCUGCGGGGUUUGCGGCAAGGGCUUCAAGAAGCUGGUCCAUGUGCACAACCACCUACGGACACACACAGGUGAGAGGCCCUUCCAGUGCCAUUCCUGUGGCAAGACCUUUGCUUCUCUGGCCAAUCUCAGUCGCCACCAACUGACCCACACAGGGGUGCGUCCCUAUCAAUGUCUAGACUGCGGCAAACGGUUUACACAGAGCUCCAACCUGCAGCAACACCGGAGGCUGCACCUGCGGCCGGUGGCCUUCGCUCGUGCUCCCCGCCUCCCCAUCACUGGUCUCUACAACAAGAGCCCCUACUACUGCGGGACAUGCGGCCGCUGGUUUCGUGCCAUGGCGGGCCUGCGCCUGCAUCAGCGGGUCCAUGCCCGCACUCGGAUGAUGACCCUGCAGCCCAGAUCACCACCUCCCGCUCCAUCCCCGGCCCCCCAGCCUCAGCAGACUAUCAUGUGCACUGAGCUUGGGGAGACCAUCGCCAUCAUUGAGACAUCCCAGCCCCUGGCACUUGAGGACACACUGCAGCUGUGCCAGGCAGCGCUGGGAGCCAGCGAAGCGAGCGGGCUGUUGCAGUUGGACACAGCUUUCGUGUGACACCACAAAGAGCAAUAAUAAAACAGUUUGAUUGCAACAGCAAGUAUGAGCACCUCUGGGGAGGAAGGGGACCACCCCCCGGCAAGCCACUCUGGCACCCACUGGGUGCCAGGAUCCACCCUAGCCUGUUACCCACUAACUCCUCAGAACAGCCCUGCCAGGUUUCUCUUGUCUCCUUUCUCUGCCUGAAGGAAAACUGAAGCCUUGGGACGUGAUAAGAUCUGUCCCAGGUCACCCACAAAGCAGGGUUUGCCAGGGUUCUUUGUGUGACCCUGGGCUGUGUGCUCAGGUACGUGCCCCAUAUGUCUUCGGGUCCUCUGCUGUUCCCCCGGCCUACAGCUUCCUUGGACCUCAGCACCCAGGACGCGGCGCUGCCCAGGAGGAACACACUUGACUUGUCUGGGCUUCCUUAAUCUCACUUUCAACGAUGUGGAAGGAAACCUCUAGGUUCCCAGGUGGGGCUCAGGUGAAGAUGCGAUGCUGGAGACCCAGGACCGAGUCAGACGCGGGCUGUGCCCAGGAGGCCUGCAGUGUGGUAGGAGGAACACGCACAAGUACAGAUGGCCUUACUAAGUGUGCUUCGUUGAUUCUUUCAUCUGGGGUGUCCUUCCUGAGUGCUGCGCAAUGCUUGGGGCUGGAGACGAGUCAGGCCUCCGCCCUGCCCGAGGGCAGAUGGAUUACAGCUCUGGGUUCCUCAGGGUUGUGGUGAGGAUGCACGUGGACAGUGGGCCCCAGAGCAGGGAACAAAGCUCAGUGGUGGGAGGUCAGGAGUCAGAGACUUAGAGAGGAGGUAGGAAUCUGCUAGCAGGAGAGGAGAACUUCCCAGGCAGACAGCAUGGAGGGUGAGUUCUUACUUGGAGACCAUCCAGUUAUUCAUAAUUACAGUGACAGCGAACAUUUGAGUCCCUUGCCGUGGCAGGCACCAGUUACCACUGUGAUCCCAAUGGGCCUGUGAGGUGAUCUAAGAAUUAUCCCUAUUGUGCAGAUGAGAAAGUGGGCAGACUUGCCCAAGGUCUUACAGGCAGAGGCAUUGCUGAGAUUUUGCACCCAGCCUGUCCCUUCAGCCCGUGUCCAGAACCAGUGAAACCUUUGCACAGGUGGGGGCCUAGGGGAUUCAUUGUAACUGGAGGAAAGGUGAGCUGGUGUCCCAGAGAAGUUGGUGUUUGAAGGGUCUUUCAGAAGGUCAGUGGUCUUGGGAGCAGGAAGGAAUCCCCAACCUUUCCAAAGAUUCCUUUACGGGAUAAUCCAGUCUGUAAACGUGAUAUAUGGCAGGUCAGGCCCAUAUAUCAGGGGCAGGCUCCUCCCAGGCUUCCACAGACCCAGGUCCUCUCACAGGUGAGGCAGAGUGAGGCAGGGCUGUGGCUGUGUGUCUGGGAGGGAGGGCUAGACCUCAGGCCUUCAG
This is a messenger RNA of Artibeus jamaicensis (Jamaican fruit-eating bat), 3653 nucleotides long. It is a transcript of the gene ZNF526, whose product is annotated as zinc finger protein 526. The transcript is spliced from 2 exons. Gene Ontology annotation, biological process: negative regulation of transcription by RNA polymerase II; regulation of cytokine production; regulation of immune system process. Lineage: Eukaryota; Metazoa; Chordata; Mammalia; Chiroptera; Phyllostomidae. Bases 152 to 2251 code for a protein of 699 amino acids. The record is from RefSeq and is a predicted model, not a curated record. Gene Ontology annotation, molecular function: DNA-binding transcription repressor activity, RNA polymerase II-specific.